Molecule: messenger RNA, 5369 nt
Organism: Sorex fumeus (smoky shrew)
Lineage: Eukaryota; Metazoa; Chordata; Mammalia; Eulipotyphla; Soricidae
Gene: COL5A3
Product: collagen type V alpha 3 chain
Exons: 67
Coding region: 138-5369 (1743 amino acids)
Molecular function (GO): extracellular matrix structural constituent
Source: RefSeq, a predicted model, not a curated record
CAGCCUCGCCCCACGCCCGGCGCCGCCGCCCUCUCCGCCUAUCAGGGCGAGGCCGGGCGGGUCUUGGUCGCAGCCGGUCCUGGCGGCCGGGAGCAGAGCGGCGAGCGCGCCCGGAGCCGAGCAAGCGCCCCGCCGGGAUGGGGGGGCCCCUGGGCCGGGAUCCCUCUCGGGCCGGCCCUUGCCUGCUCCUGCUCGCGCUUCAGCUGCUGCCCCGGAUGCAGGCGGACCCCGUGGAUGUGCUGGCCGCCCUAGGUGUCCGGGGGGGCCAGGCUGGUGUCUCAGAGGUGCCUGGCUUGUGUCCCCAGAGGACCCCGCAGGGGGACCGAGCUUUCUCGGUGGACAAGGCCAGUUCCCUGGCAGUCCCCACGCGGGAGCUGUUCCCGGACGGGCUCCCUGAGCGCUUCUCGGUGCUGACAACGCUGCGGUCCCGGCCGGCCCCACCGUCCGUGCUAUUGUCCGUGUAUGGCCAGGAUGGCAGGCGACAGCUGGGCCUGGCCCUCGGGCCGACGCGGGGCAUCCUCGGGGACCCCUUCCGUUCCCUUCCCGAGCAGGUCAACCUCACGGACGGCAGAUGGCACCGGCUGGCGGUCAGCGUGGACGGCGUGGCGGUGACCUUGGUCAUUGACUGUGUGCCGCAGCCACCUGCUGUAGGCUGGGGGCCUCCUUCGGUCAGCCCGGCUGGACUCACCGUCCUGGGGACCCACGACCCUGGAGAGGAGGCCUUUGAGGGCCACAUUCAGGACCUGAUCAUCAUCCCCGACCCCCGCGCUGCCUUCGAGGCCUGCGAGAGGCACCUUCUGGGCUGUGACCAGCCGCACCCCGAACACUCGGAACACCCCCAGGUGGAGCCAGAGACGCCAGCCCCCAGGAGGAAGGGGAAGGGCAAGGGGAAGAAGAAGGGUAAGGGCAAGGGCAAGGGCCGAAAGAAGAACAAGAACACAGGCACCGUGACCCCACCUCCUGGCGCCCCAGAGACCCAGAACGCCACUCACGGCUCCCACCCGGCGCCCCAGCCUGCUCCGAGCCCGCCUCCAAGCCCCUCGCCCGUGGACAUCACGGCCCCGGUGACCGUGAGCGUGGGCGGUGACAUCACUAUCCCCGAGGGCCUCCUGGACCCUGAUAGCGGAUCGGAACUGGAGACUCUGGACCCGGCGUUGGCCGGAGAGGGCGAGGAAGGGGGUGACCCCACCAUGGGCCCCAACUUCCGGGCAGCAGGACGGUCAUUGCGGACACACUUCCAGAUCUUUCCAGACGCUGGAGAGAAGGGCGAGAAAGGAGAACCCGCGGUGGUGGAGCAGGGACAGCACUUUGAGGGCCCUCCGGGAGCCCCAGGACCUCGGGGGCUGGCUGGCCCGUCAGGCCCUCCUGGCCCCCCCGGAAUCCCUGGGGACCGAGGCCUGCCGGGCCCCGCCGGCCUUCCAGGAAUGCCGGGCAUGGACGGCAUCCGCGGCCUCCCGGGCACCGUGAUCAUGAUGCCGUUCCAGUUUGCAAGCAGCUCCCCCGGAGGCGCCCCCGUGUCCUUCCAGCAGGCCCAGGCCCAGGCCGUCCUGCAGCAGGCUCAGCUCUCUAUGAAGGGCCCCCCUGGCCCCGUGGGACUCACUGGACGCCCGGGCCCCACAGGCCUUCCUGGGUAUCCCGGUCUGAAAGGAGAGAUGGGAGAGACGGGCCCACAGGGUCCCCGAGGCCUUCAGGGACCUGUUGGGCCCCCUGGCCGGGAAGGCAAAAUGGGCCGUGCAGGAGCGGAUGGGGCGCGGGGCCUCCCGGGCGACACAGGACCCAAGGGAGACCGGGGCUUUGACGGCCUCCCCGGGCUGCCUGGGGAGCAGGGCCAGCGGGGUGACUUUGGCCGGGUGGGGCUGCCGGGGCCACCAGGAGAAGACGGCAGGAAGGGAGCAGAAGGACCCCCAGGGCCCAUUGGCCAGGCUGGAGAACCGGGACUCCGGGGACUGAUGGGUCCCAGAGGCUCCCCUGGCCCCCCAGGACGUCGGGGCAUCAGUGGCGCCGACGGUGCUCCGGGGGCCAAAGGAAACGUGGGUCCUCCCGGAGAACCGGGUCCUCCUGGCCAGCAGGGGAAGCCCGGAUCCCAGGGACUGCAAGGCCCCCAGGGCCCCAUCGGUGCUCCCGGAGACAAGGGGCCCCCUGGAAACCCGGGAAUUCCAGGCGCACCCGGAUCUGAUGGCCCUCCGGGCCACCCCGGUCGUGAGGGCCCCACAGGCGAGAAAGGAGUGCAGGGCCCAGCAGGGUCGGCUGGCCCGCUCGGCUACCCGGGACCCCGAGGUGUGAAGGGUACCUCUGGUAAUCGUGGCCUCCAGGGAGAGAAAGGAGUGAAGGGAGAGGAUGGCUUCCCUGGCUUCAAGGGUGAUGGGGGGCUCAAAGGUGAUGCGGGGUCCCCCGGCCCCCCAGGCCUGCGAGGAGAGGAUGGGCCUGAGGGGUUGAAGGGGCAGGAGGGGCUGGCUGGCGAGGAGGGGCCCCCGGGCUCUGCUGGGGAGAAGGGCAAGCUGGGGCUCCCUGGCCUCCCCGGUUACCCUGGACGGCCCGGCCCUAAGGGGUCGAUUGGAUUUCCUGGACCCUUGGGACCAUUAGGAGAGAAAGGAAAGCGGGGCAAGGCCGGACAGCCAGGCCUGGAAGGAGAGCGGGGUUUACCAGGCGCCCGUGGAGAGAGGGGGCAGCUGGGGGCCACAGGGCAGCCAGGCCCCAAGGGUGCCGUGGGCCAGGACGGGGCCCCAGGAGCCCCAGGAGAGAAGGGCCCCCCUGGAGUGCAAGGUCCCCCCGGAUUCCCUGGGCUCAAGGGCCCCCCUGGCCCCCAAGGCAAGGAUGGGCGUCCCGGGCACCCAGGCCAGAGAGGAGAGCUGGGUUUCCAAGGCCAGACAGGCCCACCGGGACCAGCUGGAGUUUUGGGCCCUCAGGGAAAGGUGGGGGAUGCGGGACCCCUGGGCGACAGGGGUGCUCCAGGCCCCCCCGGACCUCCUGGUGAACAUGGUCUUCCGGGCCCCGAAGGCGACGAGGGCGCCAAGGGGGACCUGGGACCACCAGGACCGCUGGGGAAGGAAGGGCCACCUGGACUCAGGGGCUUGCCUGGCCCCCCAGGAGCCGCUGGAGACCCUGGACCUGCCGGUUUGAAGGGUGACAGCGGCCCCCCGGGUCCCAUCGGGGCCAACGGCUCCCCAGGGGAGCGGGGACCUCUGGGUCCCACCGGGAGUAUCGGACUCCCUGGCCAGAGCGGAGGCCCAGGUCCUGUUGGCCCCGCAGGCGAGAAGGGGGCACCGGGUGAACGUGGCCCUCCUGGGCCCAUCGGCAAAGAUGGGACCCCUGGACCCCUGGGGCUUCCCGGGCCCCCAGGAGCCGCCGGCCCUUCUGGCGAGGAAGGGGACAAGGGAGAGAUGGGCACACCUGGCCACAAGGGGAGCAGAGGCGACAAGGGCGACGCGGGUCCGCCCGGACCAACAGGGAUACAGGGGCCGGUUGGACACCCAGGCCCCGCGGGAGCCGAUGGGGCACAGGGACGCCGGGGACCCCCAGGCCUCUUUGGGCAGAAAGGCGAUGACGGAGUGAGGGGCUUUGUGGGGGUGAUCGGUCCCCCCGGCCUGCAGGGACUGCCAGGCCCUCCUGGAGACAAGGGCGAGGUCGGAGACGUGGGGUCCAUGGGACCCCAUGGAGCUCCAGGACCUCGGGGCCCCCAUGGCCCCAGCGGAGCAGAGGGGCCCCCAGGACUGAAGGGAGGAGUUGGUCAGCCCGGAGCAGUGGGCGAGAAGGGUGAGCCGGGACAGACUGGAGACCCCGGACCCCCAGGAGCCCCUGGAAGCCCUGGGCCACGCGGAGACUUUGGUGAGAAAGGAGACUCAGGCCCGUCUGGCGCUGCUGGUCCCCCGGGAAAGAAAGGCCCCCCUGGAGAGGAUGGAGCCAAAGGGAAUGCGGGCCCCAGGGGGCUCCCUGGAGAUCUCGGGGCCCCAGGAGACCCUGGUGUGCCGGGUAUAGACGGCAUCCCAGGAGACAGGGGAGACCCCGGGGGUGUUGGCAUGCCGGGUCCACCUGGUGCUUCUGGGGAACCCGGCCCACGAGGGCCCCCCGGCAAGAGGGGUCCCCCCGGCCGCCUAGGACCUGAAGGCCGGGAAGGGGAGAAGGGUGCCAAGGGACUGCCCGGCCCAGAUGGGCCCCCAGGGAGAAGAGGCCCUAUGGGGGCUCAGGGCCCCCCAGGGCGCGAGGGACCCGAGGGUCUGCGCGGGAUCCCCGGCCCUGUGGGUGAGGCUGGCCUGCUGGGAGCCCCGGGACAGACGGGCCCACCUGGCCCCCUGGGUCCCCCUGGCCUUCCAGGGCUGAAGGGAGAGGCUGGCCUCAAGGGCGAGAAGGGCCACAUUGGACUCAUCGGCCUCAUCGGCCCCCCCGGGGAGGCAGGCGAAAAGGGGGACCGAGGACUUCCCGGUGUGCAGGGCCCCCCCGGCCCCCAGGGAGAGCCUGGCACCCGUGGUCCCAAGGGCUCUCUGGGCUCCCCAGGCCCCCCCGGCGUGGUGGGCCCUCUGGGAGAGAAGGGCGCCAAGGGGUCCCCGGGAGCACUUGGACCCCGCGGAGACAUGGGCCCCCCAGGGCCCCCAGGCCCCCCAGGUCCCCGGGCCGAGCUGCAGGGGCUGCUCCAGCGCCACCGCCGGGGGCUCCCCAGCCCAGAGGACGGCCUGGAGGAGGUGUUGGCCUCCGUGUCCUCGCUGAGCCAGGAGCUGGAGCGGCUGCGCCGGCCACCAGGCACGGCCGAGCACCCGGGCCUGGUGUGCAGCGAGCUCCAGCGGCACCACCCACAGCUGCCGGAUGGGGAGUACUGGAUCGACCCCAAUCAGGGCUGUGCCCGGGACUCGCUCAGGGUUUUCUGCAACUUCACGGCUGGAGGUCAGACCUGCCUCUAUCCAGACAAGAAGUUUGAGAUGGUGAAACUGGCCUCAUGGUCCAGGGAGAAGCCGGGAAGCUGGUACAGCUCCUUCCGACGAGGGAAGAAGUUCUCCUACGUGGACGCGGACGGUGCCCCGGUGAGCAGCGUGCAGCUGACCUUCCUGUCCCUGCUGAGCGCCGGCGCCAGGCAGACCUUCACCUACCUGUGCCAGAACUCGGCCGCCGGGCUGGACGCGGCCGCGGGGGGCCAGGGCCACGCGCUGCGCUUCCGGGGGGCCGCUGGCCAGGAGCUGGGCCUCAACCAGACGGCGGUGGCCAUGCUCCGGGUCCCCCAGGACGACUGCCAGUUCCGGAAGGGCCAGGCCAGGACCGUGCUGGAAUUCAGCGCCGCCCAGGGACGCGUCCUGCCGCUGCUUGACGUGGCGGCCACCGACUUCGGACAGCCCAACCAGAAGUUCGGCUUCCAGCUGGGGCCCGUCUGCUUCAGUAGCUGA